AUGACCCAGCUGCUUCUGCUCAUUGUGGCUCUCCUGGCCCUGGGUCACUUGCCUCCAGGGAGAAGUGAAUUUAAGCGGUGCUGGAAGGGCCAGGGGGCCUGCCGGACUUACUGUACGAGGCAAGAGACCUACAUGCACAUGUGCCCAGACGCCUCCCUGUGCUGCCUCGCCUAUGGAACCAGACCUCUGGCCUCUAAGCCUGAAUAUGUGUAG
Messenger RNA from Ailuropoda melanoleuca (giant panda), 213 nucleotides. RefSeq names its product defensin beta 124 (gene DEFB124). NCBI's taxonomy places the organism in Eukaryota, Metazoa, Chordata, Mammalia, Carnivora, Ursidae. Gene Ontology annotation, biological process: cellular response to peptidoglycan; canonical NF-kappaB signal transduction; innate immune response. The record is from RefSeq and is a predicted model, not a curated record. Bases 1 to 213 code for a protein of 70 amino acids. Gene Ontology annotation, cellular component: extracellular region. The transcript has 2 exons.